AUGGCAGCAGGCCUACGUCACAGUCUCGCUGUGAUAGCUGGGCAUCGGGAAGUUUUGGAUGAAGUGUUGACAAGGAUGGAAAUCAUGUUUCAACAUCCGAUGGAGGCUGCUGACACUGCUAGUGCUGCUAGACGAGUGGCAGGUCGUGCGAUGACCGCAUAUUAUGUGCUUGUAGGGCUAUUACUGAUUGUGGUGUUGAUGUUUCUUGUUGGGAUAGCGAUUAGUAUUUGGUUCUUAUUUCAAACCAUGUCAGGAAGGCCUAAUCGCGGGCGCCCACAGAACGAAACACCCGAUGUUGCUCAAGUUGUAGCACAACAACUCAUGGAAGAAAUCCCAAACAUUGUUACUCAAGUAACUGCGGGACUUAAUGCUAACCAAGAAAGUAGUGGAGGAAACCGGGGAAAAAAUGAAAGAGAAUGCAACUACAAGUCCUUUAUGGCCUGUAAACCUAAGGAAUUCCAUGGAAAGGAAGGUGCAGUCGGGUUGUUGAAAUGGAUUGACAGUAUGGAGUCGGUCCUUCACAUUCGCAAAUUCCUCGAGCACAACAAAGUUGAUUAUGCAACUUGUCUACUCCAAGAUAGGGCAUUGACCUGGUGUAAUACCCUAGUGCAAACCCGAGGCCGUGCAGCGGCAUAUCGGCUAACUUGGGAAGACCUGAAGAAGCUGCUGAUAGAGGAGUAUUGUCCCAAGGAUGAACUUCAGAAGCUUGAAUCUGAAUUUUGGAACCAUUCUAUGGUUGGAACACAUGAACUAGCAAAACCGGUACCUCACAUGGUUACUCCUGAGGAGAAACGGAUAGAUCGUUACAUCUGGGGUCUGGCACCAGAGAUUCGGGGAAUGGUUACUUUAGCAAACCCAAGUAUUAUUCAAAGUGCAGUGAUUCUAGCAAAUCGACUAACCAACGAUGUGAUAAGAACGGGAGCAUCGACAAUGGAAAACUCUAGUAGCAAGAGGAAGCCAGCAGAUCAGGGAGAGAAGAAGUAUGGAGGCAAGUCAGGGAGGAAGCAGAAAGUCUCAAGAAACUUUAUGGUAAGAGCCCAGGAGCAGGAACCAGUGAAAACUCAAGAACCGGAAGUCAUGGAAGUGCAGGAGCGAAAGCAGUACUCAGGACUGCUUCCAAAGUGCAAUAAGUGUAACUUCCAUCACAAGGGAGCUUGCCCAGUGUGCCAAAACUGUAAACAAACAGGCCAUUACUCGAAGUAUUAUAAGUUGAAUAAGGAUGCAAAAAGGGCAUGUUAUGAGUGCGGGAGUACUAAUCAUCUCCGUAGUGCUUGUCCCAAACUGAACAAGGGGCCUGGUAUCAACGGAGAAGGCCAAGCCAGGCAAAACUUCCAAGGAAAUCAAGGUGGGCGGCCAAGAGGUGUAGCCUUUGUGAUUGGUGCAGAAGAAGCUCGUCAGAACCCUGAGGUGAUAACAGGUACGUUUCUCCUGAAUAACCAUUUUGCAUCAGUAAUAUUCGAUGCGGGAGUAGAUAGGAGUUUUGAUUCUUUAGCAUUUAGACCGUUAAUUGACUUGAGAUCGAGAAAGUUGAGGAAUGCUUAUGCUAUUGAACUUGAUGAUGGAUAUGAAAUUAGGGCUAAUGAAAUAAUUCCUGGCUGUACUCUGAAUUUAGUUGAUAAACUCUUUAGCAUUGACCUAAUUCCUAUAAAGCUAGGUAGUUUUUAUGUAAUAGUAGGAAUGGAUUGGUUAUCCAAAAAUAGAGCGGACAUUGGUUGUUACAAGAGAGUCAUUAGGGUACCUCUCCCUAAUGGAGAAACCCAUAUCAUACAUGGUGAGAAGACAAGAAGAAGUUUAAACAUUGUAUCAAGCAUGAAGAUUCACAAGUACCUGAAGAAGAAUUGUAUUGCAUUCAUGGCCCACGUGCUAGAAAGAGAACCUAAAGCUAAGCAAAUCAAGGAGAUUCCGGCGGUUCAAAACUAUCCCGAAGUGUUUCCGGAGGAAUUACCCUUUCUAUCCCCUCACAGGCAGGUCAAAUUUCGGAUAGACUUAAUUCCCGGAGCGGCACCGGUAGCAAAAGCACCAUAUCGCCUCGCACUAUCCGAGAUCCAAGAACUAUCCGGCCAACUUCAAGAACUUCUAGACAAAGGGUUUAUUCGACCAAGUUCUUCACCCCUGGGAGCCCCAGUGUUAUUCGUCAAAAAGAAAGACAGGUCAUUCCGAAUGUGCAUUGAUUAG
Messenger RNA from Lactuca sativa (garden lettuce), 2175 nucleotides. NCBI's taxonomy places the organism in Eukaryota, Viridiplantae, Streptophyta, Magnoliopsida, Asterales, Asteraceae. The record is from RefSeq and is a predicted model, not a curated record.